This is a messenger RNA of Rhodofomes roseus, 3243 nucleotides long. RefSeq lists its product as uncharacterized. Bases 64 to 3210 code for a protein of 1048 amino acids. Lineage: Eukaryota; Fungi; Basidiomycota; Agaricomycetes; Polyporales; Fomitopsidaceae. The transcript is spliced from 10 exons. The record is from RefSeq and is a predicted model, not a curated record.
CUGGAACCCUAUAACGAAACAUGGAAAGCAGAAGCACAAGUAGUACAGCUCAUCAAGACCCAUAUGCCCAGUAAGAACGAGCGUCCUACCAAUGCGUGUUGGGACACCGAUGCAGAUGCUGACCACGAAACCUGGGUCAUGCUCCGGCUAAUGUCUCCCAUGCUCUCUGCCUCAUCGAUGCGCCAGACACCGAGGCCAGGCCUCCUCAUAGGAGCUCUGGCUGUCCCAUGUUCUUGGCAAGAGGUGGUGAGAUCACAUAGGCUCAACCCAGUACCAUCCGAAGACUUGCCAGAGGAGCCGCCACCAAAGCUCCACGACAUCCUGGACAGGCGACCUGGUUAUCAAGUAGCUUCUCCCGGACAUUCAAUCGCGAAGAUCGGGCCCGCGAGCCUGAGAGACCUACCUUCCAUCGUGCCUACUGCCACGUUGAAGAAAGAUGAGGAGGAAGCGGAGCUAUACACGCAGCAUAUGGUGGUUGUUGACGGCUGGCAGGCGUACGCUGCUCCGUCUUCCCCACUCACCCCUGGAACACCGUCCCUCGGAGAUAGCUCGAGCGAAGUGGAAGAGCUCUUUCUGCCUUCUCCAUCCAACCAUGGUCGCCCACUAAUCGAAGAAUUGAUGGAUGCACGGCUCGACGAAGUUGAAAUGCCGAGAUCCCAGAAGAUUGGUGGGACGCAGGAAAAGCCGAAGGUGCUCGGCCAUGGGCAGAGUCUAUCGGCCUUCCUUCACCCCAUAAGGCGUCGCCAUGAGUCUCUGGAUCAAGCCAAAAUCGUCUCCACGCCGAAAUCUCAACCUUCCUCACCGCAUACAACCAUCACCGCGUCCAUGCUCGGGCAGCCGCCCACAGCUCUCGCUGGUUUCGGGGCCGACGACGACCAUUCUAUGCACCCUACACAGGGUGACUGGCCUAGCGAGGGAUCAGAUCCCGAUACAGAUGUUAUACUGAAAAGGAUCUACGGCGACGAACUGGUGACGGAAGAUAUCUCACAGCUAAUCGUGAACGAGAAGCUAGACGGAAGGGAUACUUUGCUCAUGGACGUCCCUAUCAUGCCUCCUCCAAACGAGCAUGCCCCGAGCAACAUGUUCUUACCGCGACAAACCUUUGAGUUACUCGCUCCGGCCAAGACUAAGCCCGAUCAACCUGGAGACCAAGCUGUUUCUUCCCCAUCGCGUCUUGGCCAAUUGAAGAAGGUCAAGGGUAUGCAAGCGCUGACUAUCGAGUUGUCGUGGAUACCAUUCAAGUUCGGCUCGAGUAUACCUACUGAUGACGAGGUGUCUGGAGUCGCGGAUAGCGUCCAGGAUGCUCUCACUGCUGAGCUGCGACGGGACGACCCUACGCUUGUGAUACAACUCUCGGAGCUCUUCAACAAGGCUAUGCAUCUGGACGACGGUUUAGACGACGAACGUAACGUGCCUUCGACACGUAACUGCCUCAACGAUAGCUGGGACCCGCUAGAGCUUGUGAGCCGGGAAGGCGAACCUGUAGACAUGGACUUUGUCUUGACACGAGACGAACGAAGGACUCUGCGCGGGCACCAUGAAGACGAAGAUCUCGGCUCCAGUGACAAAGAGAACGAGGAUCUCACAGACUCUCUACAGUAUGAGGAGGACGGUCCUCCGCCGAAACGCCUGCGGACAACCCAAGAGCAAGAUGACUCCUAUCUCGAUGACGACCUCGAACGAGCGGCUCCUACUGAUGACUCUGGCGUGUUCUUGUCACCUUUGGAGGCGAUGUCCAAGAGGCGUACGGCUGGCUUUGCCGAGAUGGCUUAUGCUGCAGAGGGCUUCGAGGGCCCGUAUACUGAUGGCAACUUGUUCGACGAUAUCGAUCCUGUUCAUGAACUAGAGUUCGCCUCUGAUGCUCCUGAUGUCUACAUGCACCAUCCCUCAGCUAAAGCCUCUGAACCUCGACCAUCUCAUACCUCUGCUCUGCGACGUCCAUUCUCCUGGGAACAUGAUGAAGCUGAAGCAGACGCUCGGUUGGCCGCACCUGUCAGAGGUGCUUCUGGCCUCAACCAUGAAGCGAAUCUGGUACCUGCUGAACACAAUAUCUCUCGCGGCCUGCCCUCGGCCAUUUCAAGAAUACCAAGAACGACGGCAGCCUCAGCGCACUGUGCUGAAGAUCGGGACGAUCUCGGAUUCCCUGGGUCUACGUCUGCGGAGAACACGGCUCCUGUGAUGGCUGCCCAUACACAGUCAGUCAACGUCUCCUCUGCCCGACGUUCUCUAGCCGAGUUUCUGGCUCUCAUGGGCAAGAAAGGCAUGACUAUCGCCCCGUCUUCCAGUCCACCUGUACCUGGGCCAUCAAACAUCGAACUUCGUAUGCAAUCUGGUGGCGAGACAAUCGAAUCGCUGGACAGCUCUAUCGUCGUCAUACCUGCAGAAGUACUAGGUCCUGAUACUCUCUGUCUGCCCGAAUCUGGGCUGCGACCUGCUGCUAUGCAUCGCUAUCUGGCAUCUGUCGCCCUGCUUCAGAAAAGGGUCUUAGUCCGCGACUUGUCUUCCCGGGGGUGCUGCAUCGACCUCGUCGAACGGGAAGACCUUGGCGAUGCCGACCUCAUCCUGGACUCUGAUACUGCUGUCGCGUUCGCAUCUCUAGCCGCUCUCCCCUCGCAGGUCGACUCCGUGCUGGCAAGACUAACGCGACUGUCCUGGCGGUACUCACACAUUUUGAUGGUCUUCGAAGCUUACCCGAACUCGCUGUCAUUCAAAUCCGACUUGGGCUCUCCGAGGCCCGUGCCAAACCCGUUCUUCGCAGCGGUCAUCAAGGCGGUCAAGAAACUGCGAAGAGACUUGAGCAUUGCCGAGGCAUGCCAGACGAAGAAGGCCGGCUCGGCAAUUCGAUUCGCGUUCGCGACUUCAGUGGAGGAAGCUGCUCUCUAUGUGCGCUACUCCGGAGACGAUGCAGAGGCUCGGGAUACGGCACAAGGCGCGCUGUGGGGAGCUCGUGAAUGGCUAGACUUUGAUGAGCAGGAGGGCGAAUGUGAUCUAGCGGGAGUAGAUGGCAUGAAUGCGUUCGCAGCAUCCAUUAUCUUGUCGCAAAUGAGUCUCGACGACUUCCUCGACACCAGUCCUGAGGACAGAGUGCAAUACUUCGGCCCUUACGUUGGACACGACAGACUCGUCCGCUUCAACGAGGAGCUCCAGAGGCGUGCUCAAGCAGUAAUGUCGUCUUCUCCGAGCUCUCAUGGCGCUACAGUGCCUGCGUAGCGGUUGACUGCUAUGGUAUACUAGUACAGCGAU